AUGCUGCUGUGCCUGCUCUACUCCAUCUUCCUGCUGCCGGAGACCACUGCGCCCUAUACGCCGCCUCAAGACGAGAGCUGCGGCUGCUGCAAGGGGAUCUUCCGCCCCCAGCUGGUGCGCGACGCGCUCAAGACGUCCCUGAUGAAGCGGCCUCACCACGGGCGCUCGGUCAUCCUCAUCGUCAUCUUCGUGCUCGUCACUGGUGUCCUCAUCUCCCAAGGUGAAGGCGUAGCCAACUACCAGUUCGUGAACGCCAAAUUCCAUUGGACGCUGGAGCAGAACCUUCUAUAUGGAUUCUUCAACCAUGGGACCUCUGUUGUUGGUACCUUGGUGGCCGUGACGGUGUUCGUGCGGUGGCUCAAGUUGGGCGACGGCUGGAUAGCCCUAAUCACCUUCUCCUGCAAGAUCACUGCCUCCAUAAUUUACGCCAUAUCGCCAGAGUCGUGGUUCAUGUUUCUGGAGUAUAUUCAGAGAAAGCAUCGUGCAGCUGUAUUCUUCGCCAUGGCCACCACUCCUCCACUCCGGCUCUACAGGUCUCCUGCCAGUGAAAUGUGUUCUGAUUGCUUUGCAGGCGGAGCUAUCGCUUCCUUCGGAACGCUGAUCUGGGUUCUGGCCAGGGCAAUGUUGACGAGACUGGUCGCCAAGGACGAGAUAGGCCAGGUGUUCGCGCUGGCGGUCACCCUGGAGGCGUUGACUCCUCUGGCGGGGCCUCCCAUCUACAGCGCCGUCUUCAAUGCAUCCAUCAAUUCCUUCCCUGGAGCCUAUCACCUGUUGUCCGCCGGGAUCAUGGCACUCGAUCUCGCCGUGCUGCUGUUUGCUGUUUACCUAACCCGCGGAGCGAAGAAGGAGGGUCAGCAGCGGCAGGAAGAGGAGGCGACCCCGCCGCCCGCGUGA
This is a messenger RNA of Schistocerca nitens (vagrant locust), 894 nucleotides long. RefSeq lists its product as uncharacterized. The transcript has 7 exons. Gene Ontology annotation, biological process: transmembrane transport. Gene Ontology annotation, cellular component: membrane. Gene Ontology annotation, molecular function: transmembrane transporter activity. The record is from RefSeq and is a predicted model, not a curated record. Bases 1 to 894 code for a protein of 297 amino acids. NCBI's taxonomy places the organism in Eukaryota, Metazoa, Arthropoda, Insecta, Orthoptera, Acrididae.